UCCCUCUGCAGGACUUUUAGUACCAGUUAGGGCAUGCUCUGUAUUCAGUCUGGGGUCGUGCUUAGUCUGCAUCAGUGUGUGUGUGAGUUUGGUUGGAGGGGUGUAGGUCCCCUCCCGUUUCUCCUCUUGCUUUCUGUGAAGAUAGUAGGUGGAAGCCCUUGAUACAGAGUGGAAGUUUCUGGAACAAUCCUGUGGCAGUGAGUGGUCCACAUUUUUGGAAUCAUGGGAGUGACCCAUGGAAAGAAUGCAGAUCAAAAUCAUCAACAUCAUAACUCCAGCUGCGCACAACCACUUAUGGGACCUGGCGCAUCAGAUUUAGUCACUGAUAUGGGAUCCGUGAUAGACCCUGAUCAGAGAUGGGACAGAGAAGAGGAUUUUGACCAGAGCCAGUUGCUACCUGAGCAAUUGGAAAACAUUUACUAUGAUGAGCUCAUCAGGCCCAAAAAAAUCCACAAUCCCAUCAAAGCAUCCAAGAACCACCAUGAGCUCCACCGAGAGCUCAUUAUUACACACAAAAGAGGAGGAGUGGUGGAGGAGAAGCCAGAGUUACAGAGGGUUCUGGAACAGAGGAACAGAGCUCAGGCUCUGAAACAAGAGAUAAAAGAAGAAGAGGAGAAAUCUCCUCUGGAGCAGGAGUUACUGAAGAGGCAGAUGAGACUUGAGAAGUUUGAGAGAGAGGCAGAGGAGCAGAGGGAAAGGUCAAAGGGCGCACCUGAGUUCAUAAGGGUCAAAGAGAGUCUGAAGAGGACAGCAGUUAUAAACGCUGUACAGAAAGAGCUGUAACUGCACCUCACUUUAUUUACUCUAAACAAUUAUCUAUUUGAGUAUAUGAGUAUAUGAACUCCUGCAGCUGCUGAUCUGAGAACAGGAUAUUUAAUAUGUUUUAAUGAAUUAAUAUGAAAUAUGAAUGAUGAUGCAUUUUCUGAAGGAUGUGGACAAAUAUUUCCAAUGUGGGGACUAUGGUACCUCAUUAAGAAACUGUGUUAAGCAUGACCUAAUAAGACUUUCUGUACUGCAAAAUAAGAUUUUGUGAUUUGCACAAGCGAGAAAGACACACACAGGAACGAGUAUAUCCAACAUAGCAGCACUUAAUAUAAAUUUUGUGUCUAAAUGUAGAUUUAUUGGAUGUAAUAUUUAAAAGAUCUGCCAUGUUUUUAGAUUUACACUUUUUCCAAAUAAUUCCACCAAUCAUAAUGCAAUAUAUAUGUUAACAGUAAAUAAUCACACUCAAUCCAAGAAAUUUGAGCUUAAAUUGAGUUUCAUGCUUGAACCCAAUCCAUUGCACCUUGACUCAAUUGUUCGGAUAACUUGCUAAAAAAUUAAGACACAUGUUUGGAUUAAAAAUGUGAAAUAACCCUAUUUAUUUCUGAGAUUAUAACUAAAAACCACUCACUGAUUUAAACAUGCAACGUAUUAAGUUCAUUAGACAACAUUGCAUACUUCAGUUUGAAAUGUUUAUUGUUACAUAAUGCAGUGUUUCACAUACAAUUUUUAAGUGGCAGUAUGCAGUACAUCAUUCUGCGCAAUCAUCUCAUAAUAUUUCUAAUACAAGAGAUCCAUUGUUAGUUUGAUUUAUACUUCUUAUUUAUGUGAACUUAACCUUAAUAAUUUCUUAAUAGCUUUUCCACUCAUAUGAUUCUGACAUCACGGAUCUCAUGAUUUUGACCUCAUAAGUGUUGUUUAGACUAACAACCCCAGAUUAGUUUUGUGUAAAUAUUUUUUAUACAUUUUGUAAUAGUUUUAAAUAAAGGGAUUUUGAGAAAUGUAAUCAAGUUUUAGAGUGUGUUUCUGUGUGUGCGUGUUCUCAAUCUCUAAAUUACCAACCACAGUCUGCCUUUGCAUAGAACUUCGAUGUGAACUUUAUUUGCACUGUACACAAAGAUAUCACUGAAAACACAAUGCAUAGACAAGGAGUGUUUAUUCAUAACAUGCUACUGCCUGUAUAUCUUUAAGGAUACAAAUCAUUGGCUCUUUGUGACUGUUAACACAUGAUGCAUUGCAUCCAUACAUUUGUAACUUCUACAAAAAAGAUAUACAAUAUUUGAAUACAUUGUCUUCAUGUAUAAUACAAAUACUGUAUUGGUGUCUUCCCUUCCUCUUAAAAUGGAUAAGUGUGUGUACUUCCAUGUGAAACAAAAUGAGGGUUCAUAUUCGUACAUGUGAGGAACUAACAAUGACAAACUUUUAAUUUUAACUUUCAAUAAUAAUUAUCAAAGCCAAAAUAAGUCAUAGAUGACUCCUAAGUUAUAUUUAGUAUGCAUAAUUACAUGUUCAACUGAUUGUUGAACUGCUCAUUGGACUGUUGGAAUUGGUGCUGAAUUAAAUAUUAAAAUAUAUAAAAAAUAACUGUUGAACUGCUCAUUUGACUGUUGACUUUUUUAAAUGAUUAAAUCAAUAAAUUCACUUUUGGGAAGUUGGGAGCAGUGUUAAAAUAUUGAAAAAUAUUUUAAUAUUGAAUAUAUAUAUAUAUAUAUAUAUAUAUAUAUAUAUAUAUAUAUAUAUAUAUAUAUAUAUA
This is a messenger RNA of Myxocyprinus asiaticus (Chinese sucker), 2515 nucleotides long. Its product is annotated as protein FAM107B-like. Gene Ontology annotation, biological process: actin filament polymerization; actin filament bundle assembly; regulation of actin cytoskeleton organization. The transcript has 5 exons. NCBI's taxonomy places the organism in Eukaryota, Metazoa, Chordata, Actinopteri, Cypriniformes, Catostomidae. The record is from RefSeq and is a predicted model, not a curated record. The coding region runs from base 223 to 783 and encodes 186 amino acids. Gene Ontology annotation, cellular component: stress fiber; neuron projection; synapse.